This is a messenger RNA of Mercenaria mercenaria, 1859 nucleotides long. RefSeq lists its product as uncharacterized. The record is from RefSeq and is a predicted model, not a curated record. Gene Ontology annotation, molecular function: zinc ion binding; nucleic acid binding. The transcript has 2 exons. Bases 60 to 1073 code for a protein of 337 amino acids. NCBI's taxonomy places the organism in Eukaryota, Metazoa, Mollusca, Bivalvia, Venerida, Veneridae.
CCACUCUUUGGUUAGUGCAUACUUAGCAUAUUUUGAUCGAUUUUUGGGGCGUUGGCAACAUGGACGAAGGUGUGCAGAUACUUAUACAAGAUAUCGUCAAGGAAAUUGUGGAGGCAAGCAGGAGAACGUUGUUGCAGGAAAUAGGGACACUUAUUGAAAAGAUAAGUGAACAGAAUAAUUCUUCUCAGUUUACAAAAAUUAGUAAUUUGGUGGCUGUUGAACAACCAAAAUUUAAGAGAAAAAGCAACGAAGAGCAGUUCAAGGCAAAUAGUAAAGUUCUGUUGAAACUAAAUGAGGCAAACGAAAAUUUAAAUCAAGACAACGUACAAGAGGCAAAAUCGAGCAUUACAGAAGCUGUAGCAAUGCUGUCACAUCGACAAAAAUUGAUACAAAUGGCUGAUCGGAGCGAUCUGGGUUGGAGGGUUGUACAGGAAUAUGAAUCGAAUCCGCUAGCGGUAGAUUCAGAGGAUGAAAAGAAAAUGUACAAGGCAGAAGCACGUGCAAAUAGAAAGAUGAAAGCAGAAAAGUCAAAAAAGUCAAAGAUGACCAGAUCGUUGCCAUAUAAGAGAGUUACUGCUCAAAGCGGAGGACGUAGCGCUGUACAAACGGUCACAACACAAGUACAGAGGCCAGGACUCUGUUUUCAGUGUGGUAAACCUGGGCACUGGAAAAGGGAUUGUCCUGGAAACACCACGUAUAACAAGAUAAGUAUUUGUACAGAUCAUAUUGUAAAUAAAUGUCUGCAAAAUUCAAGCAGCAAUAUUGAGUCUGAAAAUGAAAUUUUCAAAGAAUCAGAUGAUAAGAGUCAAAAUGUUAUACAUAAUAGAUAUAACAAUUUUUCAAUUCAAAACAAUGCUAGUUGCAUUUUAGAUGAUAGCGUGGAAGGCACGGCGCCUUCAGUUUCUCCUGUUGGGAGGUUAAAAAGCCAUGCGAGUAAAUGGCGUUCAGUUAGUGGCGAUUCUUAUAUCGUCGAUGUUAUAGAAAACGGAUAUAAACUACCAUUUAAGGUUAUUCCGUCCGGUACAGAUCUGAAAAACAAUAAGUCGGCUAUAGAGAUAACCAAACAUUUGUAACGUCUGAAAUCGAAAGUUUGUUACAAAAGGGUGUUAUUUCUAUAGUAGAACGAAUGUCCUUAGUUGUAAAUCCUUUAACAGUAGCAUAUAACAAAGUUGGGAAACCAAGGUUGGUAUUAGAAUGUAGGCACAUCAAUCAGUUUUUGCAUAUAAUUAAAGUAAAAUUUGAGGGUAUUCGUGUAGCACAGUAUCUUUAUGAAACAGAUUUUUAUGCCUUUACAUUUGAUCUUAAGGGAGCUUACCAUCACACUGAUAUUUUUAAAGCUCACAGAACAUAUUUAGGCUUUUGCUGGAAUUAUAAUGGACAGAAAGCUUAUUUUGUUUUCAAUUCUUUACCUUUUGGUAUUGCGAGCGCAGGACACAUUUUUACAAUUACCUAUUUAAGAUCUCUUAGCCAUAAAGUUAUCAUGUAUUUGGAUGAUGGCAUUGGUGGGCACAGGGAGUAUGAAAAGGCUCUACAUUCUAGUGUGUUCGUAAAAAACACAAUCUGCGAAUUUUGUUUUUUAAUAGCAGAAGAAAAAUGUCAAUGGAUACCAUCAAAAAAGGUUACAUGGUUGGGAUAUUUGCUAGAUUUCCUUCUUAAUAAGCUAUUCAUAACCGAGGAAAGGAUCGCUUGGGUAGAGAAGGUUAUACAGUCUGUUUUAUAUCAAAUAAGAUGUGACAAAUGCAGAGUUGUGAAAGUCCGAGUCUUAGCUUCAUUAGUCGGACAGCUGAUAUCACUUCAAUUCGUGUUUGGUAGUAUUGUUCGAUUAAGAACAAUUGUAUAAUCUAACGGGCUAGUUGGGA